CUGUACUAUUGUGGCGUACUGUACUACUUAGUACUGUAGUAUACUAGUGUGCGGUUUCAGACACAUCCGCUCUACACACACACACACACACACACACACACACAGAGAGAGAGAGAGAGAGGCGGAACCGGUACCGAAGCACACCUUCCUGCUAAGUGAAGAGCUGAAGCUCGAAGCGACGAAAGAAAAGGAGGAGAGAGGAGGAGGAGGAGUAGAGUGGAGGAGUAGACAGGAGGAGGACGGUUUGAAAGCGAACGGCUCACAGAAGGGGCAGGUGGAAGUCAUAGCUGACCCACCUCCACUUGGCGGUCUCGAACGGACCUCGGUGGAAAACCGGUUUUAAUCUCAAUUGAAAUAUUUCAAAACAAUAACAAUAUUUUUUUACAAACCCACCCACCGAGAACUACAUGCAUUUCGGCUGUCCGUAGGAAGUCAUCCCCCUCCACAAGAAGAGAAAUGGAAAACGCUCACACUAAAUCCACGUCUGAAGUUUUAAAACACUUCGAUGUGAACGAGAACAACGGACUGACACCGGAACAAGUCAAAACCAACCUGGAGAAAUAUGGACCGAACGAACUCCCAGCUGAGGAAGGGAAGUCUCUCUGGGAGCUGGUGGUGGAGCAGUUUGAGGAUCUACUCGUCAGAAUUCUGCUGCUCGCUGCCUGUGUGUCAUUCGUGCUGGCACUGUUUGAGGAUGGCGAGGAGUCCACUACGGCUUUUGUGGAGCCUAUAGUCAUCCUGCUCAUCCUGGUCGCCAAUGCAGUCAUUGGAGUUUGGCAGGAGCGUAAUGCGGAGAAUGCCAUUGAAGCUCUGAAAGAGUACGAGCCAGAGAUGGGGAAAGUGUACCGCAUGAACCGCAAGGCCGUGCAGAGAAUCAAGGCUCGGGAUAUUGUACCAGGAGACAUUGUGGAGGUGGCAAUUGGAGACAAGGUGCCUGCUGAUAUCCGAAUCGUCUCUAUAAAAUCCACUACUCUCCGAGUGGACCAGUCCAUCCUCACAGGCGAGUCGGUAUCGGUUAUCAAACACACUGACCCAGUGCCUGAUCCCCGAGCUGUUAAUCAAGACAAGAAGAACAUGUUGUUUUCCGGCACCAACAUCGCCGCGGGCCGAGCCAUCGGCGUAGUGGUCUGCACUGGCGUCUCCACCGAGAUCGGCAAGAUCCGUAACCAGAUGGUGAGCACGGAGCAAGAGAAGACACCGCUGCAGCAGAAGCUGGACGAGUUCAGCCAGCAGCUCUCCAAAGUUAUCUCGCUCAUCUGCAUCGCAGUUUGGCUCAUCAACAUCGGCCACUUCAGCGACCCCGUGCACGGCGGCUCCUGGUUCCGCGGCGCCAUCUACUACUUCAAGAUCGCGGUGGCCCUGGCCGUGGCCGCCAUCCCCGAGGGUCUUCCCGCCGUCAUCACCACAUGCCUGGCUCUGGGCACGCGCCGCAUGGCCAAGAAGAACGCCAUCGUGCGCUCACUGCCCUCUGUGGAGACACUGGGCUGCACCUCGGUCAUCUGCUCUGACAAAACAGGAACCCUCACGACCAAUCAGAUGUCUGUGUGUAGGAUGUUUGUGAUAGAUAAAGCAGACAGCUCCAGCUGUUCCCUCCAUGAGUUCACCAUUACAGGAUCGACCUAUGCUCCUGAAGGACAAGUGCUGAAAGCUGAUAAACCUGUAAAGUGCGGCGAAUACGACGGCCUCGUCGAACUGGCCACAAUCUGCUCCAUGUGUAACGACUCUUCUCUGGACUACAAUGAGGCGAAAGGAGUCUAUGAGAAGGUGGGUGAAGCCACAGAAACAGCGCUCACCACCCUGGUCGAGAAGAUGAACGUUUUCGGGACCGACCUGUCCAACAUCAGCAAAGUGGAGAGGGCAGGAGUCUGCAACGGGGUAAUCAGGAAGCUGAUGAAGAAGGACUUCACCCUGGAGUUUUCUCGCGACAGGAAAUCCAUGUCUGUGUACUGCACAUCCAUUAAGACCAGCUCCCAGAGCAAGAUGUUUGUUAAGGGAGCGCCGGAGAGCGUGAUUGAGCGGUGUACACAUGUACGAGUGGGCACGAGGAAGGUGGAGCUGACUAUGUCUGUGAAGGAAGAGCUGCUGGGGACGAUCAGAGAGUGGGGCAUGGGCAAGGACACACUGCGCUGUCUGGCACUGGCCACACGGGACACACCCCUUCGCAGGGAGCAGAUGGAUCUGGAGAACUCGGCCAAGUUUGCCGAGUAUGAGUCGGACCUAACCUUCGUGGGUUGCGUGGGCAUGUUGGACCCACCUAGGAAGGAGGUGAUCGGCUCAGUGAAGCUGUGCGGUGAGGCAGGCAUCCGCGUCAUCAUGAUCACUGGGGACAACAAGGGUACGGCUGUGGCCAUCUGCAGGCGCAUCGGGAUCUUCUUGGAGGACGAGGACGUGGAGGGCAAGGCGUACACGGGUCGGGAGUUUGACGACCUCUCUCUGGAGGCACAGCGAGAGGCGGUGAAACGUGCGCGCUGCUUCGCUCGCGUCGAACCCGCACACAAGUCCAAGAUCGUGGCCUUCCUGCAGUCCUUUGAUGAGAUUACAGCCAUGACCGGCGAUGGUGUGAACGACGCCCCCGCUCUUAAGAAGGCCGAAAUUGGCAUCGCCAUGGGCUCAGGCACGGCCGUGGCCAAAUCCGCCUCCGAAAUGGUGCUCUCAGACGACAACUUCUCCACCAUAGUGGCUGCUGUGGAGGAGGGCCGAGCCAUCUACAACAACAUGAAGCAGUUCAUCCGAUACCUCAUCUCCUCGAACGUGGGAGAGGUCGUCUGCAUCUUCCUGACUGCCAUCCUGGGUCUUCCUGAGGCUCUGAUCCCCGUGCAGCUGCUGUGGGUGAAUCUAGUAACAGACGGUCUGCCUGCCACAGCGCUGGGCUUCAACCCCCCUGACCUGGACAUCAUGGUGAAGCCUCCUCGCAACCCCAAAGAGUCACUAAUCUCCGGCUGGCUUUUCUUCAGAUACCUCGCCAUCGGAGGGUAUGUGGGACUGGGAACAGUUAGUGCUGCCACCUGGUGGUACCUGUAUGAUGAGCAUGGCCCACAGGUGUCUUUCCACCAGCUGCGUCACUUCAUGCAGUGUACUGAGGAUAAUCCCAUGUUCGAGGGCAUCAACUGUGAAGUGUUUGAGUCCCGCUAUCCCACCACCAUGGCCCUCUCUGUGCUCGUCACUAUAGAGAUGUUUAACGCACUGAACAGUCUUUCAGAAAACCAGUCUCUGCUGAGGAUGCCUCCAUGGGUUAAUAUCUGGCUUUUGGGAGCCAUCUUACUCUCACUGUCUCUCCAUUUUCUCAUAUUGUAUGUGGAGCCGCUACCACUGAUAUUUCAGGUCACUCCUCUCUGCUUCUCCCAGUGGCUCGUCGUCCUCAAGAUCUCCUUCCCGGUCAUCCUCUUGGACGAGGCGCUCAAGUACAUCUCCCGACACCAUUUAGAAGGUGAAGAGGAGACGAGGUACAGGAAGAGUCGGCAGCUGAAAUUCUAGGACGACUCGUCCUGCUCCAGCGCACACACUUGGACACACGCACAUACACUCACGCUCAUAAGCCCCCCCACACCCCGUUUCCCUUUUGUAAUACAUCAGGCAGAGCUCACACACUCCUGUUGUGACUGCACACACUCCUGCCUUUCUUCUCGAAAUCAUCCUAACUGCAGGCCCGGUCACCACUAGAAACAAUCUGGGCUGUGUCUGAGUGCGAGUGUGUCUGAGUGUGAUCGAGUGAGUGUGUGUGUGUGUGCGUGUGCGCCUGUGUGAGUGUGUGUUGUGUAACAGCACAAGCCUGGCCUCCAUAACAAAAUGUUGCGUGAUAAACCGUGAAAGUUCUUUAGGGACUUAUUUGGCUUCUUGGCUUCCAUGCAGUAGAUAUUAGUGCAAUAACCGGAGCUAGAACUGGGAGUGCAGAGGAAAAGGACAAAGUUUAAAGGUCAUGUUGUGUUUUGCUUGCGGAAUUAAGAUGUCGGAUCACAUUCUAGCCGCAGAUGGACGGUUCUUUCCAUCACAGGGCCGUGGGAGGUGCAGGAAGAGAAACACCAUCUGGACAGCUCCGUGUGUGUGUGUGUGUGUGUGUGUGUGUGUGUGUGCGUGUGCGCAGGGACGGAUGCAAGGCCAGUUUAAUUGACCAGUCACCUAUAGUCUUGCACCAUGUACAUUUAUUGUUUAAGGCGCAUUUCCACCGAGGUCAAAACACCUCGGCAUUUACGCCGAAGUUAUUGAAGCUGCAGUGUCUGUUUUUAAAUUUUACGUUAUCGUGUGAAUAUGAACGAUUCCUGUAGCUUUUAAACGCAAUUUCACUUUUUUUUUUGGUCACAAAAGAAUUUCCAGUUCUGUGUCAUUUUGGAUAUAAAAUAAGUGUUAAAAUAAUCACUUUUCUGUGAUUUAUUUCUUUGAACAAUUCUGUGAAGAUUGCAAUUGACCAAUAAGCACCAGUCAACAUGGCAAGUCCCACCCCAAUAGCACAAAAAGUACCCAAGGUCAAGCAGGAGUUAAAAAAGUUCAUGGAUCUGGUGGGAAGAUCCCAGAGUUCCUGAAAAUGUUCUCUCAGGUAGAGAUGCUCUAAAAGUUCCUGGACGCCUAUUGCCACUUACAAACAUUUCUGGGUACCUGAAAAUGAUCCUUUGGUGGAAAUGUGCCUUUUUUUUCCUUCUUCUUCUUUUUUUUUUUUUUUUUUUUUUUUUUUGUUUUUUUAAAAACUUCAAAGCCUCGAAAUUGUACUGAAGCUUUUUAGUUCGAGGCUCCCAGCUGUGGUUUUACAACAUUUUACAGAUGAGCAGCUCGAGUGGAAUCUUUAGGCCCAAGUUGUUGUUGUUUACACACAAACACUUCAUUGUUUGCUUGUUUUCUUACCCCCGAAAUGUCCCGAAAGCCGUUUAGCUGAUUCACCCACGGCUCUUUAUUCGACACGCGUAAAUCGUCUAACUCUGAAGUGCUCUGAACAGGCUCUCUAACAGACUCCUUCUCUCGUUUCACAUUUUAUACAAAUUUCACCGGAACACUAGUCACCAGGAGCUGCCAGCAAACCCGUUUCCAAAGAAAAGGAUGGUUUGCGCGGAUUCCUUUGAGUGAGCGAGAGAAAAAGGGACGUAGAGAUGUAAAGAAAUUUCAGAAAAUAGCGCAGCUCUGUGUAAAAUAUAAUCUGCAAGAAAACCUCAGCAUGUAUAAACAUGCCUGAAGCUUUUUAUGCUAGGAUAAGGAUACACACAUACGGGAGGAGAGGGUGCCUCUUUGCUUUUAACAUACACACACACACACACACACACACACACACACUGAGAGAGAGAGAGAGAGACAGAAACACACAUUUAAAUAUUACUGAGCAAGGUGAAUCCUUAUGAAUGUAUGUUCACUUCCUUAUGAAUGCGAAACUGCUUUUAUUUGUCUUUCUUUUUAUUUUAAACUGGUUUGCUUCUACUGGUGUCCUUUUCGUUCCCAUUUCAACCUUAAGUUCCGUUCAGACAGAAGUUUUCAUCAUCUAAAAAUCUCUGGAGUUUUAUAGUUGACGGACUCGCCACCUCCUCCAGUGCUUCUCCAACCUAGCUACAUGUUGUUGUUUUAAUGAAUAUCAAUAAUAAUAAUAAUAAUAAUAAUAAUAAUAAUAAUAAUGUAUUUGACUGAAAGAACCCAGGUGGUUUCUUUAGCGUGUCCAUUUUGCUGUUCAAGGGGUAACACUCUCGUUAUCUGUUUAUCAUGGGCCUGUGUGUGUGUGUGCGUGUGUGUGCGUGUGUGUGUGUGCAGGGAUCUAGCAGAGCAGCUACUUCCAUUGCCUAUGUGCCACUAUGUUGACCUUGAUAAUCUAGAUAUUGGGAGAUGUAAUGUAAUAUCUGUCCAAGUCUUGAUGCACUUCUCAUUGUGACAGAUGUGCUUAUGUGAAAAGUAUAGCCUACAGUGUGUUGGCCGCCAUUUUAUUUAAAUAAACAAAACAAAACAAAAGUCUUAACGACGGCAGUCUUUUUAGCUCUGUGUGUAAUAUAUCGCCGAUCAUACCGGUUUGAACUUUACGAGAAACACAAACAUCGGGUUUCAUCUACAGAGUGGUCGGUUUGCGUUGUACAUCUGUUUGAUUGGGAAUAAGCGGACUGUAGGACUCGAAGCCCAACAUACUGACAUAACGGCAAUAAGGCCUCGUCCCCUCACUGUGGCUACACAAACCACUGGCAGUCCAAGCAACAGAAACCGUGGGCUUGUACAGCCUCGCUAAUUACUACUGAUCUCUUUCCAAUCUGUACAGGAGAAAAAAGAUUGCAUGGAACCUUGUUACUGUAAUUAAUAACCUAUACAGUAUGUAAUAUUUAAGUUUAAAAAAAAAAAAAAAUUAACCUAUUUACCAGCAGCAAAAGAAACGAAUGAUUGUUGUUUUUCUUCAAGGACGUGGCAUCAGGGGAUCUUGUUCUGUUUGUUUAUAGCAGAGUUUGCUUAUUAAUAGUUUGCUUUUAAAGGUUGAUGGAGAUCUUUUACUUACUUAUUUUGUGCUUGAAAUGUUGUAAAAUAAAGUUAAGAAUCAUGCUAAUAAUAUUUGAGGAUUUUUUUUUUUUCUACACAAUAAGUUGGUUUGAGAAUAGCUAAGAAAUGAUUAUUUUUUUUUCCCCCACCAGAUCCAUUCAGCCCCUGUUCACUUCGACCCUAAAAAAAAUAAAAAUAAUUGAUUUGUAUUCAAACUAAAAUGGUACAACAUCUAAUAUACAGUAAGCUCAAGCAAUGCACCAAGAUAGAGAGUUAAUAAAGAACCACUUGUGGAAGACUGGGAGGCAUGAGCAGGGGCUGAUUUGAGAUGAAAUUCUGGUUUACACAAACAGGCCAAUGUUAAAUGCUGGGUAAUGAAGUUUUUAACGUGUACGGCUUUUUGAAGGGCUUCUGUGUGGGUACAGCGGCUCCAGAGGCCCGGGAUUGUAAUUGUGCAUCCUUGUACAUGUUUUUCAGAGGAAAACGACAUCAUCUAAUUUAUUCAUAUUUUAUACAUCGGUUGAUGCUGGUUAAUUAUUCAUUCACCAGAUUUCCUGCUGUAAAUGGUGACAGUUCUGAGGUUUUUUUUUGUUUGUUUGUUUGUUUUUUUGGCUGUUGUAAAGACAAAGACAUCAUAUAGAUGUCUGUCUGUGUGUUAACUGAUAAAUUGUCAAGCUUUACCUGGCAGCAUCUGGAGCCUUGUACCCACUACUGAGCACAGCAUUUCUGCAUUGCAUUGGUAAUAUUGAUUGUGCAUAAAUAAUUUUAUAUAUAUGAAAAGACCUGGAAAUAAUAAAGAUUAUUUAUCUUGUUAUUUA
Molecule: messenger RNA, 7244 nt
Organism: Ictalurus furcatus (blue catfish)
Lineage: Eukaryota; Metazoa; Chordata; Actinopteri; Siluriformes; Ictaluridae
Gene: atp2a3
Product: ATPase sarcoplasmic/endoplasmic reticulum Ca2+ transporting 3
Exons: 21
Coding region: 457-3474 (1005 amino acids)
Biological process (GO): calcium ion transmembrane transport; intracellular calcium ion homeostasis
Cellular component (GO): membrane
Molecular function (GO): ATP hydrolysis activity; ATP binding; P-type calcium transporter activity
Source: RefSeq, a predicted model, not a curated record